UAUUAUUCAGCUAAAAUUUGAGAGUGGAGUGAAUGGCUGUGCAGCAUAGUAACAGGCUCCGGAAUAUGUUGCAGGCGAUAGUGCAGUCAGUUCAAUGGACGUACAGUAUUUUCUGGAAAAUUUGUCCCCGAGAAGGGAUCUUAGUAUGGUCGGACGGAUACUACAAUGGAGCAAUCAAGACACGAAAGACAGUGCAACCAAUGGAGUUAACUUCGGAAGAGGCGUCCUUGAAAAGGAGCCAACAGCUUAGAGAACUAUACGAGUCGUUAUUAGCUGGCGAGACGAACCAGCCAGUCCGGCGACCGUUCGCAGCAUUGUCGCCGGAGGACUUAACCGAGCCCGAGUGGUUCUAUUUGUUGUGUUUCUCCUUCUCUUUCCCUCCCGGCGUAGGGUUACCAGGGAAGGCAUAUGCAAGGAGGCAGCAUGAAUGGCUUACAGGCGCAGAUGAGGUUGACAGUGAAACUUUUUCAAGAGUUAUUCUUGCCAAGAGUGCUUGUAUACAGACUGUGCUUUGCAUUCCUGUCCUUGACGGAGUUUUUGAACUUGGAACUACGGAGAAGGUUGAAGAGGAUCUAGAGUUAGUCCAGCAUUUCAAAACCUUCUUCACUGACCAUAAUCAUAACCCGAAUCCUCCCCCGCCAAAACCGGCUCUCUCCGAACACUCCACCUCGAACCCCGCCACCGACUCCGCCGAAUACACUCGCUUCCCCUCUCCUGUUCUUCCUCCUAUGCAAGCAGUUCCAAACCCUAACCAAGAUGAUGACGACGACGAAGAAGAAUUGGAAACAUCAGAAGACAUCCGGCUAGCGUCACCAGACGACGCUUCGAAUAACUUGGACACAUAUUUUCACAUGAUACUAGAACCAAAUAACAGUGGCGUUCACUCGGGUCUUUCAGUGCCAGAGUCAUUGGAUGGACUACACCAAGAAAUCAGCGGCAAUUCUCAGGCCGUCUCACAGUCAGCCGGUUACCCAACCAGUUUAAUCCAGUCAGCGUUUUCCAAGUGGACAAUUGAUUCAGACAACCAACAAUUCCAAGUGGCCGUCGAAGGCACGUCCCAGUGUCUCCUCAAAUACAUUCUGUUUACCAUUCCGUACCUCCAUAGCCAGUAUCGAAACGACAACUCUCCCAAGACACGUGACACCGAAACCGGCGCCGGGUUCCGAUGGGGGAUCCCGCCGGAGGAGCAUAGCGCUAACCAUGUACUAGUGGAGAGGAGGCGACGCGAGAAGCUGAACGAACGGUUCAUUAUAUUAAGGUCGUUAGUUCCAUUCGUUACCAAAAUGGAUAAAGCUUCCAUAUUAGGGGACACCAUCGAGUACGUGAAACACUUGCGUAAAAAAAUUGAAGAACUCGAAACACAAAGCAAGGGAAUAGAGGCCAACAACGAACAGUCGAGAUCAGCAUAUGGGCUAAACAGAACGAGUAGUAUGAAGGAAUUAAGAAGUGGGAUAAUGGUGUCGGAGUCGGAGAGGGCAAGGUCUUUGAGUCAGGAACCGGGGAGGGAUAAAAGGAAGAUGAGGAAGACGGUGGAUUCGACGCAGCACGUAACAAGGGAGAAGACGGUGGAGGUGUCGAUAAUCGAAAGUGACGCGUUGUUGGAGUUGCAAUGCGGGUAUAGAGAAGGAUUGUUGCUUGACAUAAUGAAGAUGCUAAGGGAGAAGCUUCGGAUUGAGAUAACGACGGUUCAGUCUUGUUUGAAUAAGGGGGUGUUUGUAGCCGAGCUGAGAGCCAAGGUGAAGGAUAGUGUAAAAGGAAAGAAAGUAAGCAUAACGGAGGUGAAGAGGGCCAUAAAUCAAAUACUACAAUCAUUGUAAAGGAUCCAUUUCUCAAGUCCAAGUCUAAUUAUUGAUUUAAUAUUAUCGGUAAUAUAACAUAAAAAUAAA
Hibiscus syriacus is the source of this 1886-nucleotide messenger RNA. Its product is annotated as transcription factor BHLH42-like. The transcript has 10 exons. Gene Ontology annotation, molecular function: protein dimerization activity. The coding region runs from base 33 to 1817 and encodes 594 amino acids. The record is from RefSeq and is a predicted model, not a curated record. Lineage: Eukaryota; Viridiplantae; Streptophyta; Magnoliopsida; Malvales; Malvaceae.